UUUGAUCCAGCUGUCCAGAGGUUUCUGUCCAUGAAAGCCCACCACUACGAAAUGUUCAAACCAACUCCUAAAAAUUUUGCAUUUGCAUUCUUUGGUAUGUUCCUACCAAUCACACUGCUUGCUUGGAAGAUGGAAAAAGAUAGAGUGACUCUGGAUGAGAAGUGUCGAAGGGGUGAGAUUGCAUACAAAGACAGGUCAUGGAAAUUUGUGUGA
Molecule: messenger RNA, 213 nt
Organism: Helobdella robusta
Lineage: Eukaryota; Metazoa; Annelida; Clitellata; Rhynchobdellida; Glossiphoniidae
Exons: 2
Cellular component (GO): mitochondrion
Source: RefSeq, a predicted model, not a curated record